GCCCCUCCUCUGAUUUAUCCAUAUAUUUCGAGAUAGGCUGUUACAUUUCUGGUUUCACACACAUAAGUACAGAGCAGAGUGAUUACAGUGUGUGUGUGUAUAUGCACGAGAGAGAGAGAGAGAUUCUUUCAAAGAUCUGCUAAACUUUGUGUCUCAAGUUCUUGCUCAGUUUAAAAACUUCCAACAUACAUCUUGUAAAGAAAAGAUUGAAUCUUUGAACUCGGUUGGACUCACAUUGAGUUAACUCACUCUUGUCAAGUCCCAUCACUCUUUCUUUCUGUGUUCCAACCUUUUAGUUCCAGUCACGUAUUUGACAUUUGUUGUUCAAAAUUUGAACCGGGUAUUUUUAGAAAUACCGAUAUUCGUGAUCCCUGAGCUGAAAUGGUGAAGUCCGGCAGUUUCGCCGGAGCUCCGGUGAGUUGAACUGAAAAUCAGAAGGGAAAUAUGUUUAAGGCGGCGAGAUGGAGGAGCGACAAGAACAAGAUCAAAGCUGUUUUCAGAUUACAGUUUCAUGCUACUCAGGUAUCACUUACAGGAGGGGAUUCUUUGAUGAUAUCAGUGAUUCCUGCUGAUGUUGGAAAGCCAACAGCAAAGUUGGAGAAAGUGAAAGUUAAUAAUGCAGGGUGUUACUGGGAAAAGCCUAUUUACGAGACUGUGAAGUUCAUUCAUGAUCCUAAAACUGGGAAGAUAAAUGAGAGACUAUAUCACUUUAUCAUAGCAACCGAUUCGUCAAAAUUUGGUAUACUUGGCGAGGUUUCGUUUGAUUUUGCAAAUUAUGCAGGGGCCAAAAAGCUUACUUCCUUGUCUCUGCCACUUAAAACCGCCAAAUUUGAGGCUGUGUUGCAUGUUUCAAUAGAAAGGAUACAGGAUACUGUUGAUCAUAGAGAAGUUGGCGAGGGUGAAAACUUUAAACAAGGUUCGCAGGAUGAGAGCUUAAAAGCACAUUUAAGCAGUAGCGAUAUAGAUGUAAACAUAAAAACCGAAUUGUCCCAAGAUGGAUCUUUAGAUAAAGUUGUGACCCAUGUUGCUGAGUUAAAAGGAAACCGCAGGUCUUCUGUUGCAUCUGAUGUUACUAUAUCAAGUUCAGAUAGUGUUUCUGGUCUUGAUACAUUUCAAGAAUAUGGCACAAAGGAGAACAAUAUUAAUGAAGAUCAUACUAACUUGAUAUCAUCACAGGGUCAUGUCUCGUUACUUCAGAAGCCAACACCUGAUGCCUCAACAGCAGUCCAUGAGGAACAGCAGAGGUUACAAUCAGAAUGGUCUGGAGGUUCCGCUCCUGAUGUAAGUACAGAUGACUCAUCAAACAGCCCCAGUGAGACACUGCCAAGAGAAAGGUCUGACACCUCUGCUAUCUUGAUUGACAAACUUAAAACUGAACUUGCUGUUUUAGCUAGACAGUCUGAGGUUUCAGAACUAGAGUUACAGACUCUGCGUAAGAAUAUUGUAAAGGAAAGCAAAAGGGGUCAGGACCUUUCCAGAGAACUAGCCAGUGUUAAAGAGGAGAGAGAUGCUUUCAGAUGUGAGUGUGAAAAACUCAAAGACUUGCAAAAGCGUGCUGAGGCUGCUAAAGUUCGAAACAAGUUGCAAGUUGAUGGAGGGGAUCCUCGGGCUUUUCUUGAAGAACUCCGGCAAGAAUUGAACCAUGAGAAGGAAUUAAAUGCAAAUCUGCGUAUACAACUUCAAAAGACACAAGAAUCGAACUCUGAGUUACUUUUAGCUGUGCGUGACCUAGAUGAAAUGCUAGAAGCAAAGAAUAGUGAGAUAGUAGACCUAUCAAACAAAUCAGCAAAAAGUGAGACUGCAUAUAGCUCACAUGUAAGUAAUCCCAAAUGUGAUGCUGAUAUUGAUGAAGACCAAAUAGCACUAGAAGAGCUUGUUAGGGAUCACAGUAAUGUUAAGGAUGCUGUCGAGUUAGAGGAAAAGAUCACGGACCUUUAUGGUGAACUAGAAAGUUGUAGGAGGGACAGAGAUGAUCUGGAAGUGCAAAUGGAGCAGCUUUCGCUUGAUUACGAAAUUUUAAAGCAGGAAAACCAUGACAUCUCAUAUAAACUGGAGCAGAGUCAAGUGCAAGAACAACUGAAGAUGCAGUAUGAAUGUUCAACUUCUUAUGCCACUUUAAAUGAUCUUGAAGCACAGAUUGAGAGUUUGGAAAAUGAGCUUAAGAAGCAGUCAGAAGAAUUUUCAGGAUCUUUGAUUACCAUAAGUGAGCUUGAAAAUCAUAUAAAUAUCUUACAUGAAGAGCUCGAUAAGCAGGCACAAGGUUUUGAAGCUGAUCUGGAAGUACUUAUAAGUGCUAAAGUUGAGCAGGAAAAGAGAGCUAUAAAAGCAGAGGAAACCCUGAGGAAAGCACAACGGCAGAAUGUAAAUACAGCAGAGAGGUUACAAAAGGAAUUCAGGGGGAUUUAUUUGAAAAUCUCAUCCACUUUAGAUGUGAAUGAUAAGCUAGCUACAAAAGCACUAACUGAAGCAAAUGAAUUUCGUCUAGAGAAAAACUAUCUAGAGGAAAUGCUCCAUCAAGCCAAGGAAGAGGUUGAGUCAGUUAAGGGCCUUUAUGAAGCAAAAUUGCUAGAACUUUUAAACCAAAUACAUUCCAAGACAAAACAGAUGGAGCAGGUACAAUCAGAGAGUGAAUAUAAGUCCACCAAGGCAGAAACUCAAAGAAAGCUUGCUGAAGAAACUCACAGACUCCUUUCAAAAGAAAUCUUAAUCCUGCAGUCUGAAAUUGAAAGACUUACAAGAGAAAACAGUGUCUUCUCCGAGCAGGAAAGGCAGAAUGAUAAUUUAAGAGCUGAGCUAAAUCAAUUGAAGUUGUCAACUAACGAUCUCUCAGAACAAAUCAUUUCACUGCAGUCUCAAAUUGAAAGACUUAGGCAAGAAAAUAGUGCUUUCUCUGAGCAGCAAGAGCAGAUUGAAACUUUGAGAGCGGAGCUAGAUCAUAUGAAGGAAUCUAUUGAGGAGACUGAGAUCCAGGUAUUAAGAGGCAUUGCUGAAGGUGAUGAAUUAGAACUUACAGGCGCAUUGCUCAAGGUGGAACUGGAGAAGUUACAAAAAGAAUUAAUCACUAUGAGGAGUGUCAAGAACGAAACAGAAUUAAUGGCUGAAAAUCUUCAGUCGGAGGUCAAGACCCUCAAGACUAAAUAUAAUGAAUUGAAACAUUACGUCUUAGAAGAUGAGUUUGAGAAACAAGUACUCAGAAAGCAGGUAAUUCAACUUACAGAUGAUAUAAAAUCAAGGGAAGAUAUGUUAAGCAUUGUUGAGAAGAAGAUAAUAGAUGAAUACAGUCAAGCGCCAGUCUUCAAGGUUGACGAAGCAAGAAGAGCUGAAUCACUCCCUGCCUGUGAUUCCAUGGAAUAUGCAAAUCUGGUCGAGAACAUAAGAUUGCUCGAGGAUCAAAUAAAGCUUAAGGAAAUUUCUCUGGAAACUUCAUCAACUGCAUUUCUGGCCAAGGAGAAAGAUCUCCAAAUCAAGAUUGAAGAGUUGGAAAAAAGUUUGGAUAUGCUUCAUCAAAAUGCUGAAAGUUUCCACCUAAACAAGAUCCAGAAUGAAGCUGGCAAUGCAGAGGGAUUCACUCUGAAUAUUGGAGUAGCAGAAGAAUCAGUAAUUGCUGCCGGAGAUAUAAGUUCAACAGAAAGCACAACUGUGAAUGGAUGCCUGACGUCAUUUAAAGAUAGCAACAAUGACACUUCAUUAGAGGAUGGACUUGAAGACUCUGCAAGCCAUUCCAGAGAUCAUGGAAAUCUCAGUGAAUCAUCCCAUGAAAUGACAUUACUGAAGGCCAGAAAUCGAUCAAUGGAAGGUGAAUUGAAGGAUAUGCAAGAGAGAUAUUCAGCUAUAAGUCUCAAAUUCGCCGAGGUAGAGGGUGAAAGACAAAAGCUUGUAAUGAAAUUGCGCAGCAUAAAAAAUUCGAAAAAGAGCUCAUCUUGAGUGUGUGGAGAAUCUAGAUAUUACACUUUUGAUGGCCGUCUCAGAAAAUAAUACAUUGUAUAUUGCCACAUAUGUUCUCUUUUCCUCCGAUGAUACAGUUCUUGUUUGAAAAUAGUACGAAGUAGUUCUUACGGUGUAGGUAGUGUGCUUAAGUAUCUGAAAUUUAGUUUCUGUACUGUAAUUGUUUUAGAAUUGUGAGAACUGCAACUCUGGAGAACACUUGAUCAGUCUAUUCUUUUCAUUUUUUGGAUAUAGUGCAAUAAACCUAAUGUUCUGUUCGA
Molecule: messenger RNA, 4205 nt
Organism: Daucus carota subsp. sativus
Lineage: Eukaryota; Viridiplantae; Streptophyta; Magnoliopsida; Apiales; Apiaceae
Exons: 9
Coding region: 445-3924 (1159 amino acids)
Source: RefSeq, a predicted model, not a curated record